Molecule: messenger RNA, 498 nt
Organism: Passer montanus (Eurasian tree sparrow)
Lineage: Eukaryota; Metazoa; Chordata; Aves; Passeriformes; Passeridae
Product: E3 ubiquitin-protein ligase BRE1B-like
Exons: 3
Coding region: 20-490 (156 amino acids)
Cellular component (GO): nucleus; HULC complex
Molecular function (GO): ubiquitin protein ligase activity
Source: RefSeq, a predicted model, not a curated record
GGCUCCGGCUCCGGUGCCCAUGGCGGGGGUCGGCGCCAAGCGGGGACCCCCCGAGGCCGGGGGGGGCCCCCCCGAGAAGAGACCCCCCCGCGAGGAGCAGCCGCCGACCACGCUGAUCGAGCCCCUGCGCCUGGGGGGCAUCUCCUCCACGGAGGAGAUGGACGUCAAGGUGCUGCAGUUCCGGAACAAGAAGCUGGCCGAGCGGCUGGAGCAGCGCCAGGCGUGCGAGGACGAGCUGCGCGAGCGCAUCGAGAAGCUCGAGAAGCGCCAGGCCACCGACGACGCCACUCUGCACCUGGUGAACCGCUUCUGGGCACAGGUGAGGGGCACACCUGGGUGCACCUGGGCACACCUGGGACAGGUAAAAGGGAAAAAAAUGGGGUUAAAACCACCAAAAAUGGGGUUAUGGGCAUUGAACAUGUCCCUGGGCACACCUGGGAUGGGGUUAUGGGCACCCUGCACCUGGUCAGCCGCUUCUGGGCACAGGUGAGGGGCACA